Molecule: messenger RNA, 202 nt
Organism: Didymodactylos carnosus
Lineage: Eukaryota; Metazoa; Rotifera; Eurotatoria; Philodinida; Philodinidae
Source: the annotation of a GenBank genome assembly
AUGAAUGUAGAUGGUUCGGAGGACGAUGAAAAUGGUUCCGAAGGUGAUCAAUGUGACGAAGGCGGUUCAGAAAGUGAUGAAGGUGAUUCCAGAGGUGAUCAAGAUGACGGAGACGAUUCGGGAGGUGACGAAGGUGACUCUGAAGGUGAUGGAGACGGUUCGGAAAGCGAUGAAGGUGAUACCGAAGAUGAUAAGAACGGUU